This is a messenger RNA of Mangifera indica (mango), 1113 nucleotides long. RefSeq lists its product as uncharacterized. The record is from RefSeq and is a predicted model, not a curated record. NCBI's taxonomy places the organism in Eukaryota, Viridiplantae, Streptophyta, Magnoliopsida, Sapindales, Anacardiaceae. Bases 39 to 830 code for a protein of 263 amino acids. The transcript is spliced from 9 exons.
CGGUUCAAAAAAUUGAGAGUUUCUUCCAAGAGCCAAAAAUGGCGGGAACCGAUCCAAAGAGGCAACUGCUAAACCUGAUUCGCGACUUCACCUCCGAAAAGUCUCAAGGAGAAAGAAGAGUGGUUAGUUUGAAGAAUCGAAUAGAAGAGCUAAGAUUGGAGUUAGAGGCUGCAAACGCGAAGCUAGAAGAGGCAAAGCAGUUUAAAGAAACAACUGAGCAAGAGCUUAAAGGAUACGAAGUUGAACUGGCUUUAAACGACAAUUCGUGUCAUGCCUUGGAGUCAAGAAUUUGUUCAAUACAAGACGAAAUUUUUGCCGUUGGAUCUGAUGUGGAGAAUCUUAAGAAAGAAGAAGCUGAUUUAAGAGACGGGUUUAUUAGCCAAAUGUUUGAGUUUAACAAUAAGAUAAGGGAAUUCCAUAUGACAGUAGCUUGCAAUUUUCAGAAAGAUAUUACUGUUGGAACCGCAGCCGAAGGAGACCACAAUUUCAGCAAGAAGGAAGACACUGAAGUUCCUUUAGAAACUCUUGAGGAUAAGCUGACUGAUAUGGUUUCUCAAAUAGCUAAAGCGGAGGAAGCACACCAAAAGGAGGAAAAUAUUUACAAACAGGUCCAGUUGGAGUUGGCUGAUCUUGAAAGAAAGGUGUCUUUGAUGGGGGGUAUAUUGACUGAAACCAAAGCAUUGCAGGAAUUAACAGGGCAGACUUCAGAUAUGGAAAAGACAGUUGCUUCUCUCAGUCAGGAGUUGCAGAAAAGGUGUAUGUGCCCCAGUUGUGGCAGAAAGAAUGUGGAGGCCCUUGGUGAUAUACUCCGUGCAAAUCAGGCAAAUUGAUCCUAUGUAAGUAUUUUACCAGCUAAUGCUACUAUUGAGGCGUUGUGAUUGCCUUUUCCUGCAAAUAAGAACUUGAUUUACAGUCAGUUUAGUGCAAAAUGUGAGACACAAAACUCCGAACUGCUUUGAAUAAGUUUUUACGUAUUUUGAAGUUCCAUAAAGACUGCUUAAGCUUAGUUCUCUUAUUAUUUGAAUAAGUUCCAGGCUUCAAUUCGCUGGGGAAUUCCUUAGUACAGUUUAUAGAAGAGACAUAUAUUAAAGAAUGUUAAUUACAUUUAUUCAA